Strongylus vulgaris is the source of this 435-nucleotide messenger RNA. The record is from the annotation of a GenBank genome assembly. NCBI's taxonomy places the organism in Eukaryota, Metazoa, Nematoda, Chromadorea, Rhabditida, Strongylidae.
CUUCCAAGCCGAAAUGAUCCCUACAGCACCUAUAAUCGCCAAACUAUCCCUGACCGUCGCACUCAACGGUCCUACUCCUUUCAAAAAACGGAGGAGGUCACUAUGAAUCAGAUUCUUCGACGAACAUCGAACUCAGUCGCACCAAUCACAGUUGAGGCGAUGAGCAGAACUCAUCCGAUUGAACGGCGGCACGACUAUGAACGGCCACCACCGGAUCAGUACGACCGUUCACCACGAGAGAUGAACGACUUCGCGUACCGCAGUAUGCCUAAUGAUGUGCCGCGAUAUCAUCGCGAUGAUGAUUAUCCUACCCAUCCUAUAUCGUACAACAGCGCGAGGUAUUAUGAUCCAGUACAGGAGACCGAUAUCCUUGGUGAUGAUGUGAGUGAGGCGCAAUCCGACGUCUACGGACCGGGCACAUAUGCAGGUAAAUAG